This is a messenger RNA of Trypanosoma conorhini, 1995 nucleotides long. Its product is annotated as dynein heavy chain, cytosolic. The record is from RefSeq and is a predicted model, not a curated record. Gene Ontology annotation, cellular component: dynein complex. Gene Ontology annotation, molecular function: dynein light intermediate chain binding; dynein intermediate chain binding; minus-end-directed microtubule motor activity. Gene Ontology annotation, biological process: microtubule-based movement. NCBI's taxonomy places the organism in Eukaryota, Euglenozoa, Kinetoplastea, Trypanosomatida, Trypanosomatidae. The transcript has a single exon. The coding region runs from base 1 to 1995 and encodes 664 amino acids.
AUGGAGGCGGCGGCGGACGCGGCGGAGCAGGUGCUCGCGGACGUGCGUGCCCGCAUCAACGAGGUGGAGGCAAGUGACUGGCGCGAGAUCCGCUGCUACCCCAAACCCCCAUACAUUGUCGUGCUCGUCAUGAAGGCGGUGCUCACAGUUAUCGGCGAGCGGUGUGUGUCGUGGGGGCAGAUUCAGGGCGUCAUCCGUAGCCCGGAGUUUGUGCGCACGGUGGCGCAGUUUGACCCCGCCAAGCUGAGCGCGGCAACCAAGGCGAGCAUCCAGCGGCAGUUUCUGUCCAACCCCCGCUUCACCUACGGCGACGCCAUGAGCGGCAGCCAGGCGCUGGGAUAUCUGCAGCAGUGGGUGGUGGCGCAGCUGGAGACGUCGAGCGCCGCAGAAAACCUCGCUGCCUACGACGUGCAGCACCUGAACGAGUGGGUAGAAAUCACCGGCCUGGAGGACCAGCUUGCGGCGCUGCAGCGGGCGGUGCUAAGGUACGCCGCGGAGGAGGAGCGACUGCGCGCGAGGCUGGAGGGUCGACCGACGCCGGCCAGCGUGGAGGCCGGGCAGGCGGCGCAGUCCCCCCGCGACGGGGCGGCGGCGGCGGCGGCGGCGGAAGGCGAAGGCGACGCGGCGGACAGCCGCACUGCGGAGGACGUGGACGACGUGGACGGCACCGGCGCCAUCUGGUCCUUCGCGGAGGACUCCGUCGUGACGCUGCACGCCGCCGUUCUCUGCAACUACGGCAAGCCGGAGAGUCUGGUCACCCGCCUGACGGCGGAGCAGGUGCAGGAGCUGAAGGGCGCACUGAAGGGCCGCGCCACCGGCUGGAAGGAGCAGCAGCGCGCCGACGCCGCCCACCGCAAGUUGCAGGCCGCGUUGGAGGGGCUCCGCGGCGAGCACGGCCGCACGCUGCAGCGGCUGCGGGAGCUGGAGAGCGGCCGGCACGAGACGCAGCGGGAGCUGGAGGAACGGCAGCGGGAGCUGGAGAAGCUCAACCAGGCGAUCACGGAGGCCGGGGUGCCGCUGCACCCCUCGCGGCCGUCGUCCACGAGCUCCCCGUCGUACCCGACGCCGCGGAGCCUGCGUCGCCGCACGCCGCAGCUUCGCGCUCUCAGUCCCACGGCCGGCUCCGCCGUGGGCCCCCGCGAGGAUGAGGCGGCGGAGGACCCCGCCGUGAAGGUUGAGGAUCUCGAAAACCGUCUCAGGCGGGCGUUGCACGAGAACCCCACGGCGGCGCAGGUGCAGCUGCUGGAGGACGACCUCCGGGCCGUGCAGGAGGAGUUGCGCUAUGCGAAGGAGGAGCUUGACAACUUCCGCACCGCGAACGCGCCGAACUACUACACCUCCUCGGCGCUGCAGAUGGACAAGGCGAGCACGCCCGAGGCGCAGCUGGCAGCGGCGCAGCGGCAGAUUGAGGAACUGGAGGCGGAACUUGAGGAGGCCCUCCGGCAGGGCACGCGACAGCCGGUGCCGCCAUUGCAGCUGCGCGCGACAGGGGAGGGAAACGCCGCGGCGGGCGAGCUGCAGACGCGUAUUCAGCAGCUGAGCGAUGAGCUGCAGCGGCAGCGCCGGGACGCGGAGAACUUCGCCGAGCAGCUGAACGCCGAGCUGCACGCGCACGAGGCGACCCGGCAGAAGUUGGCGGACAAGCAGCGGGAGCUCACGGCGCUGUGGGACCGGCAGUGCGAGGCGGAGGGGGAGAAGGAGUCCACUCACGCCGCACUGCGGGAGAAUGAACGUCAGCUGGAGACGCUUCGCGUCCAUCUGCGCGCGCAGGAGGCGGAGGAGCGAAAGCUGCAGGAGAAGCUCCAGGCGGCGUGCCAGGAGGAGGGGCGGCGGGGGUCGCAGUCCAAGUCCGCCGACGAGCGUCGUGCGCUGCAGCUGCAGGAGGUUGUGAGACGGCUCAGGGACGAGUCCGAGCGGCAGUCGCGGGAGGCAAAGGCGACGGAGAAGGUCCUCGAGGAGGUGCGGGCGCGGCUCGGCGCGGCUGUGGCGGCGUAG